Messenger RNA from Ostrea edulis (European flat oyster), 10228 nucleotides. RefSeq lists its product as uncharacterized. Gene Ontology annotation, molecular function: guanyl-nucleotide exchange factor activity; GTPase activator activity. The record is from RefSeq and is a predicted model, not a curated record. NCBI's taxonomy places the organism in Eukaryota, Metazoa, Mollusca, Bivalvia, Ostreida, Ostreidae. The transcript is spliced from 16 exons. Bases 4058 to 9043 code for a protein of 1661 amino acids. Gene Ontology annotation, biological process: signal transduction.
AUUUGUACCCGGGCUGCAGUAUCUGUAACUUAAUUACCAAGAAAAAUCAAGACUGAUGUAACACAAAGAAAGGAGAGGGGGGGACCCCACAAGUCUAUUUUCACAGCUAUCUACAGAGUAAUAUUUAAACUGUUAUUCUUCAACGAUAUGACCUCCAAAUAUUGUAAUUGGAAUUUCUGAAUUAUGAAUUUGGAUUACUUUAUGACAUAAAUACAAGUGUGGUGUGGAUUGGGAUUCAGACCGAAGUCUACUUUUCAAAACUAAUAUUUUGACUUGAACUAGCCUUAAGUCUCCGGUAGUUUUUUGUACACAAUCUCUUGUUAACUCUUGAUCACUCUUUACUCAGAUCAAAUCAGUUUUUCAGUUUAAAAGAAAAACUUCCAAUUUAAAUCAUGGACAGAAAAUGUAGUCUUGAUGAUUAGCGUUGGGGAUAUUUAAUCUUUUUACAACUGAUAGCCACCCAUUUCAUUCUUUAUCUCGGGUUCUCAUCACUGGGACUCUAAGUAACCAAUUCACAAGUUCGUUUUCUCCUAUAAUGAAGUCCCUAAAUCAUACAGACAAAAAAAAAAUAGUGGCCCUUAUCUGGUCCAAAUAGGGAAUGCAUUGUGCAGUGAUAGGUUUUGGAAUUCAAUAUGGCAGGUAUUAAAGAAGUUAGAUAAUGAAGCAGGCAGCCUUUUUUUAAAUUCCUUAUUCCUAAUACAAUACAGCAUAUUGGUUAAUAUACAGUUAUAUAACACUCAGACGGUUAUAUAAUACAUCAUGUAUAUUAAGAGGUAGGUUAGCUUUUCUGUAUGUUAACACCCCCACUCCACCCCACAGUUGUAUUUUAUCUCAACAUGGCAUUGCACUCCACCCCACCCUUUCUGGAGCUUGGGUGUACGGUCACCAAAGAACAAAGUUUUAAUAUACAAGAUCCCCACAGGCCCCAGUAAACAUACACCAUUCUCAGUACAGAAGACUUUAAUCAAAACAUGUCUAUUUAUAAGAUGUCAAAAAUGUAAUCUCCUCCUUCGAAAUUUUGCAAAAUACUCGUUUUUUCUUUUUCUUUUUGUUGUUGUUGUUGUUGCUGCAGUGUGGUGUAUAUACAUGUGCUACUAAGGAAUAUACACUAUAUGUUGAAAAAUCGUAAAGUGCAUGGGUGUAUUUAAUGUGAUUUAAUCUUCUUUGAUCUAGCUUAUAGGAUGCAAUAAGCAAUUUUGUCUCCUUUUGGUUUUAUAGCAAACAAAAUAAAUCACUUUUUUGAAGUUGAGGUAUUCAUUGAUGUGUUAGAGACAGGCUAAAUUACAUUUCUCUACGGAACACAGGGAGAAUUAAACACAUAAAUUUAUAGAAAAGCGAUCCUAAGUGGAGAACACUAUUUUAUGGACAAAAAAAUAUCAUAAAAUAGAUAUUGCACCAGGAUACCUAUUUAAAUAAUUUCUGUAAUAAUUUACCUUAUCUUGACAAUUUGGAAUUGAGGAUGUCUGGAGGAAAUUUGUGAAACUGGUUGUGCAGGUGUAUUUGUGUAUUGACUUGCUCUCUAGAAAUGUGAAACAUGGGAUGCAUUUUGAUUCUUAAUGAGGAUGGGAAGACUUGUUAAAAACAUCUGUGACACAGAUAUAUUAAUUGUUGCUUGUAUACAUAUAUAGAUAGAUAACUAGGUGAAAAUAAUGAACUUGCAGUCAAGCUUAACGAGAAAUGGGCGAAUUAGGAAUAAUGUAUACGUCUCGACAUUUAAGACCAACACAGAGAAGUCAUGCUGAAAACGACUUCCAUUCAGUUUCUAGUGUAUUCAUCCAGUGGAUGAUUGCCUAAGAAUACAGUAUUGGAUGAGUGUAACCUCUGGCUCUGAGCUAGAAAGACUGGAAAAAGGGAGGGAUUUCUGAAUUAUAUCUGAUACAAGGAUUGCUGGUGUUGAUCGCUGGAUAAACCGUGGAGAAUAAUUGGGUCUAUACCUACGAGAUGUGAUAUUAUACUGGCACUGAGUAAGGAAUUAGCAUACAGGACCUAAUAAAGGUGCAACCAGGCACAGAUAUUUGUAAAACAUUCGACUCAUCCAUCACAAAUCUUCUCUUUUUUUAUGAAUUAUUGUGUGGUUUUGUAUGUGAAGAGGGACCUUACCUUCAGCCAUGUUGUUUUAAAAAAAAAAAAUAAAGAAGGAUCUCUUUGUAACUUUGACUGUAUGUUGUGGGAGUUCAAAAUCUUCGCUCGGAAUUUCAGAAAAAGCAUGUUGACUCUGAUUCUCUAUUCCUAAUAGUGGGAGGAUUGUAAAGGAAAGUGUUUUCUCAAUAACUUUUCCACCUGAUAAAGCCAAUUAAUGAUUUUGAAUACAGAGGGAUUACGGAACCGCUUUGACAGGGACAAUUCAAAUGACCCGAACACUGGGCAAUAGGCCAUUCCAAAGGAAAGCUUAUCAGGUGAGAAUUUCAACAGCCCCAACAAACGGCAAUCUCCCUUUUCGAAAUUACCAGUGACCAAGAGACCCCUUCGAUCUUUGGACUUUAUGACUUAGAAUUGGAGAUCUUUGACACAGGCUACCAGAAAAUUGAUUCAAAAUAGUGGAUCGGACAGAUAAACAGAAUUUAAAGUCCAGAGUGCCAGAAGAUUGUAUGGUGGAAUUUUGGGAGAGUGCAUUAAACAAACAUUUUCAUGUGACUGGAUGACCGAAUCACGCGUGCAGACAAUAAUGGGAAGGUCUUUUUAGGGGUUUGGCCAUUCGAGUGAAAAUGUCGUUAACUAGAGGAGAUAUUUAUGUAUGUUUUCUGUAAGGCUUCAUCAACAACCCAUAAAGGGACAGUGCUUUUAUUGUCACCGAGUCUACGGACAGUUGGCCACAAAGAAACUGAUGUCUAUUUAGCAUAAAUGAGCAUUUACAUUUUUGGGUAGAACUGUUUUCAAUUUCUGAAGAGCACAAAGUUUGUGUGCAAGAUUGAAUUCGGCAACCUGCUGGAACUGUCACGUUCACGAACACCAGCAUAUGAAUAGACCAGUUGCUGCUGGUUAAGCUUAUAUUACUGAAUCGGAGGAAAGGUAUUUUAUCACUCACGCAUCUUUCAGGACAAAAAUAUUAUUGACUGUUCACUGGGCUAUUAUAAUUUGCAUAAAAACGUAAAGUAUGUAUUGUGUAAUGUAACACGGAGUAUCCAUGCUAUCGGGGGAAGUCUCUUAAGUGUUUGCUGAAGCGCAGGAGGAAAUAAUAUAUCCACAACACAAGAGAUGUUUAAAGGACUCCUUGCCUCAUCUUCAUAAAACCAACCAUUCUUAAACGAGUCUGUGAGGAAUUGUAGGAGAAGAUUUAAUGUGUUUGCUGAGGGAACACAUCUGACUGGAUUUUAUCUCGGGUCAUCCGAAGUCCUCCAAAGGCCGACUGUAGAAACUCAGUCCAAAGUAACAGUGAAAAGACAAUCAUUUUCUUUAACCCUAAGUAAGUGAUAAAACAUAGAUAACAGAUUUGUUGUCCAUUGUUUGCUGGGGGAAUAGAAGACGAUCAGAGUCCUGCUAUUGUUCUGAAAGAGACUUAUCCUGGGUUUGAUAUCAAAGAAAACAGUACUUUAAAUCUACACACAGUGAAUACAAGGUUGGUUUUUUUUUUUUAAAAGCAGGCUGCUUGACCACCUGAUGGUUAGAGAGAAAAGAAAAAACAUAAAGAGCCCGAGGCAGUAGUGAAAUGGAACAAUAGAAUUGUUUUUGUGGACAAAUAAGUCUUGGUAAGGAAAUAAUUAGCCUGGCCUGACAAAGUGAACUGUCUUUGGUAUCAGCUCAGGGUACCUACCUGUGUUAUAUACUCAGCAGAGAGAAGUUAACUGUGUGUUCUUGUUUUGUUUGUUUAUAAUCUAAACUUGGAGAGAUAAUAAGGGCCUCCUAGAUCCCUUGUUUUCCAUGUUUAUCGAGUUGGAUAUAUGUUUUAAAAUUUUGUCACGGUGUGUUUGUAUUGUGAGGAUUAGUGCACUGAUUUUUGUUUAGGGGGGACACUUUUGACAACUGUGUGUCAUAUUACCCAUGGAAUUUCAAGUGGAUUUCAGAUAGCACCAUUUGUGAUAUGACAGCAAGGCUGAUAUUGUGAUGUACACGUGUUUGGAUGAUGGCAUCAGAAGGGACUUGUGAAGCCCCUCUUAUGAACACCAUGCUGCGGGCUGGUGGAAUGAAAAAGUUUAUAUCCACGGGGGCCCUUCAGUCUACAGACUUGGAGAGCCCCACCCUCUCGCUCCGCAGCGACCCCCCUAACAAAUCUGAUUUUCACCUGAGUUUUGACAGUGAUUCGACGUCUAUAUCAUCCUCGACUGAUUUCUUGGAUAGUAUACACAAGAUAUUUGCCUUGGACACACAGAGUCUGAAUGAUGUGUCCCCUUGUUCUGACUCACCCCGUAGGCUGAACUUUGGAAAGAAGAGAAUGGCUCCGCAGCCUCCGGUAAGACAGAGACAGUCCUCAGAGCCAGGCGAUGGAGAGGACCACGAAAUAGUCAGGUGCUUGUCCAAGUCUAGGUCAGAGGAAAGACUGGACUCCAUUUCCCUUGAUAAAAAAUUACGAUCCAAGUCUUCAUGUCCAGACCCUGUCCCUGCCCAGCGGCCAAACUCAGUAGGACCAAGAUUUAGCUCCAAAAAGAUCAAACUCAAAGCAGCCUUUCGCAUCGCAACGCUGCAGUCUCCAAAUUCAAAGAGAAAGUCUUCGACUAAGAAGAAGUCGAAGCGUAAUGAUGAAAGCUCUGACACCAGGACUGGCCGAGCCAAAAAGAGCAUGGCCAUGGAGCAGAUGGACUAUAGUGUAUAUAUGUAUGGAUUUGGUCUUGUUCCAGAGGAGCUGCUGGGUCAGGAUACAGAAUUUGAGGUUCAGAGAAUCCCAGACUACGAGAAAUAUCUGAAUGACCUUCUAGAAGACACAGAUCCUCAACAUCCUGACUAUGAGGAUCUCAGCAGGGCAGCCAACAGGGCCAAAUCUAUGGUGAGAGAACAUGAGGAUGAAUUGGGAACCAACAACGACCAAAUCAAAAUGGAUCGAAUUCAGCAGCGUUUCCCUAACGACGACCUUCAGCUCAGGGACAACACACCACCAACUUCACGCAGUUUGUCGGCCAGAAGAAAGUCGGCUCCUGGUGCGGUUCUGUUCAAGACUCUGGGCAAGAAUCGAAGCUCCUCCAACCUGUGGUCAAGUAAUUCCAUGGGUAAGAAGGAGAUGGAUCUGGUGAACCCCUUAAGACAUGGGGGAAAUUCUCACAGGCAGUUCAUCCUGGAGGGACAUGUAGAGUUUGCUCAGGGAAUGCAAACUCAGGAUAGAUACUUGUUUCUGUUCAACGAUUUGCUGCUAGUAGCCAAGCAAAAAUCCAGUACAACGUUUAAGUUGAAGCACCGGAUUCGUGUUUGUGAGAUGUGGUUAGCGACGUGUAUUUAUGAUGUUUCCGAGGCAACUCUUCCCCCAGAUAAAUCUUUCGUCCUUGGAUGGCCCGUUACCAAUGUUGUGGCGACCUUCAAAUCUAUAGAACUGAAGGAACUCUGGCUCAACAAGCUCAAUGAAACCAUUGAGAUGGAAAGAAUGAAAGAAGCCAAUAAGUCUGUGAAAAUGAAAGUGCACAGUAGGGACCUGGAUCAGACCUGUACCCUACAGAUUGAUCACCACACCACGGCUAAGGACCUUUUAGUGCAAUGCAUCGGCAAAUUUCACAUAACGGAGUCGGAAGCUAGUGAAUGUCAACUAUGGGUGAAAACUGGAAAGGAGGAGAGCCCCUACCCACUGAUCGGACAUGAAUUGCCACACAGUAUAAAGUUUAGUCAGUUACGGGACCUCGCGAAAACAGACGACCCCAUGGUGUCGCUCGAUGGGAUGGAGCCAGAUGGGGAGGGAAAGACUACAGAGUUCAUCCUCCAAAACCGGCUCAAAGGUUCCAAGAAACACAGCUUCGACGAAAGCAACAAAGGGAAUAAAUCUAAAAACAAAAAGUCUCCCUUUAACUUCUUCAAGAGAGGAAAGGAUGACAAGAACAACAACACGACCCCGCCCGGGAAGCUCUUCGGACAUCCUCUACAAGAUGUCAUGCAAGAUGGGCAACUGCCAAAACCAGUCAUGGAGUUGAUGAAGUUGGUGAUCAUUAAUGGUCCUUACACCAAAGGUGUGUUCCGAAAGUCCUGUAACAUCAAGUUAGCCAAAGAACUUCAUCAGAGGCUGGACGAGGGGGCAGAUUGUCUGAGUGAGGAAACUCCCACUCUCGUCAUAGGGCACCUGCUCAAGGAAUACCUCAGGAGUUUACCUCAUUGUCUUCUGUAUGAGGAGUUUUAUGAGGAAUGGAUCAGCCUUAGUGAAGAGGAAAACACCUCACAGAAGCUGGAAAAAGUCCGAGGACUUUUGAACAAGCUUCCAGAGGGCCACAGGGAGCUCCUUAAGUACAUGCUCUGUGUUCUCUAUCACAUCGACAAGAACCACAAGGAAAAUAUGAUGACAUCUUACAACCUCUCGGUCUGCAUCGCUCCCAGCAUCCUCUGGGCCAAACAGGGUGACGACCCCAUGAGGGCCCUCGCCAUGGCCAAGUCCCCACAGCAGAUCGUGGAGUACCUAAUUGUAAACUGUAUAGAGUUGUUUGGAGAAGAUGUAAUUUAUCUCUUUGGGGACUUGUUGGAGCACAAGAUUCGACAGGAUUCCAGCACGGAUUCUGACAGCAUGCACAGUGUGCUUAGCAUGCCAGACUCAGCAAGUGGCAGUAUCGUGCGACACGAUGACUCCUCAGUGGAUAGUUUAGAAAGGAUGUACUUUGACGACUCCAGUCCGAACCUCGCCAAGAGCCACAUUUCUCCUUCUAGUCUAAGUCGUGAUUCCGGACUCUACAGUUCACAGGAAAAUCUGGACAAUGCGGCCAAAAGUCGCGUCAACACCACACUUGUCAAAUCAAGGAGUGGAUGUCACUUGUACUUCGAGGAUGAACCUGUGUCGUAUCCUUCUGACAUUUCUGGUCCCAUGACGAGAUUAUCUCGAGAACGAGAGAGCAGACUUCAGAGACAGAAAUCUGUGGCAGAAAGCACCCCACCCACCUCACCUCAGUCUAAAUUUUCCUACAGUUCAUUGGACAGUUCCCUGACUGAUUCCAUGAGUUCAUAUCUGAACCGACAAUACAGCAAAGACACAGACAAUAGUGAUCAAUGGUUCACAGCAGACGAGAGCUUUCGGGAAUCUUUUGAUUCCGUUCGCGGGUGUAAAGACGAUUCUUCAAUCAAUUUCCAAAGAUCAAACAGUCUGAACUCGUCAAUUCCGAAAUCUAUUCAAAACGUUCAGUACCUGGUUUCUCCCCCGGUUUCACCUCGCAGUAAGAGGAAAUCGACAAGUAUGGAUUUACAUUUGAACUUGUCCCAAGCAAAAUCAUUUCCAUUGCCGCGUACUUGUUACUCGCAGGAUAAACUUUCUGAUCCGACAGCGUCCCGUUAUGGACAGAGUGCUAUGGAUUUGUCACAUUCAAGCAGUCCAUUAAAACAGCUUUCUAGAUACUCUACCCCGGGGCUAGGGACCUCACCACCCCCACACAUUGUGCUUCAGCAGCAUAAAUCUGUGCAAAAACCACCAACGAACACACCCAUGCGUGCAAGUUAUGACAGUGCUAUUAUUUCUCAAUUUGAGAAAGACACCUUUAAAACCGAGUCGCAUGUAACUAAGCAUGUGCCGACACCAAAGAGUGAUAGUGACAGUGAUGUAACUUUAACAAACAGUACUGAUAGUCCCACUGUGUUGAGGCCUGAAAAGCCACCCUCAUAUGACGAGGCUGUUCGAAGGAAAAAUAGGAUUGAGAAAGGACUUCCUCUGGAAAUUUCUGAGCAGGAAAUUCAAAGGGAGAAAGAGAGACAGAAACGUGCCAAGAAUUUGUACGAGGAGUCAAUUCGUAAACUGGCGCAGGAGUCUACGUACAGGAGAUCAUCAGUGGAAGAGUCGACAACAUCCGAAAGUGAAAGUGAAAGUACGGAGGAAGAUGUAUAUGUUUCUUUGAAAAAUCCGAAAAAGAUUUACGAGGAAUCUAUGAAAUUGUUUGAGGAGCAAUCUCAGACACCUCCUACGCAUUACGAGAACAAAAACAUUUCAAAUGUGAGUGCAAAUAUACAAAGAAGCUCAAGUGACUCUGCUGAGUAUCUGAACAAAGUAAGUGUGGUGUCUCGACACCGAGAGCCCUCGCCAAACUUUAGGGGCACUCAACCUCAUAGAGACUCCUCCCCUUCUGCUACAAGGUUGAGUCACUCCUCAUCUAGUGUGUCAAAUAGUUCAUCAGAGACAGUCACCGAGUCCAGACAAAACUCACCAAAUCAACGAGACCGUUCCGAGUCGAGCCCAGUCAUACCCCGCCAUCAUUUUCCAAAGACAAACCCUUUAACAUUCAAAGCCAAUUAUGGUUCAUUAGAUAGUGCUCAAUCUUCAUCUGCCAUUCAUAAAGAACAAACUGUGAACAAAUCUACUACUGUUAGAGAGAGUAGUGCUAAUAAAUCUCUGCAGAAAGAAAGUGUUAAACCAAUUCCCAAACCUGAGUUAAGUGUUCAUAUUCCAACUUCACAUAGUACUCAAAUUCGAGAGAAGCGUGUGGUUAAAUCACAGGAUUUUGUAGACAGUAAAGUGUCCAGUUCUCCAAGGACUGUGUCCCAGGAGUCGCCCAGAAAGAACUUGACAGUGUUGUCCAAAUCACGGGACUCCACAGUCAUCGCCAACCACCGAGAUCUGUACGCCCGGUCGAGUGCCACCCAGAGUCGUCUGUCUGCCAGUCUGGAGUUAGGAAGUAGAAGCAGUGAACAAUCACAGAGAAAGCAAGAUCUUCCUUGGAGUGUGAAAUCUUUGAAGCAAAUCUAUGACAAAGAUGGAAAUAAGCCCUCUGGUGACAAUGUCAAGGACACCGGUGCUCGCCCCCCACCCCCUCCCUACCAACCUCCCCCACCUUUUCGCCGACCAGACUCCUCAAGAUCGAGUCUGCCCAGUCAGAUUAGUGUAGGGAGCAGGGUCACAGGGAGGAGCACACCACCUACCAAAGGCCUACCCACCCACCGAAGGUCAGGGGGGCCCCAUUCCUUCAGUUACCGAAAAGAGGAGGAUCCUGAUAUCUCCUAUGUGUAACUGUCACAAAAUUCAAUCAAAAAUUCAGUGUCACAUGUUUCACUGCCAUGCAGUUUAUAUGUUUACAAAUGAUUGUCAAAACAGGCAGCUAGUGACAGGCGUCUUACAGGGAGAUCCUUCAAGUGCUUUGUUAUCAAUUUUAAGUCUGGCAGAAUUGUACUUUUUUUCUGUGAUGUUUGAGGUCAAAACUGGAUUUUUUCUUUAAAAAAAGUGACUGAGGUUAUGAAUUCAGGGAAUUAUGUGACUUGAGGCAAUACUUGUUGAUGUGACAUACUUUUCAGAUACUGUUUUUCUAAUGUUUACAAAUUUUGUCAUGUACUAAUGAUAUUAAGUUUUUGACAUAAAGAACUAUCUGUUUUUUGAAUGAAAUACUCUGAGAAAGAAAUUUGUAAAUAGUUGUCACUUAUACCAAAUUACCUCAAAAAUUGUAAGCUUAUGUAGUCUAUGUGGUUAUUUCCUGUAUGUAAUUAACAUUAGUAACAUUGUUAUACUUGCAAUAACUCAACACUGAUCAAGUGUUCAAAGGGGGAUAAUUCAGAGAGUGAAAGGAAAGUGUGAUAUUGUAAAUAUAAAUGUUAUUGUACAUACUGAAUUCUUGCCUUUCUGGAGAUGAAGGAAGAAUGACAAUGAAUAUUUAUUUCCAUGUGUAAAUUUUUCCAGUUGUACAUUUGUUGAAAAAAAAACUACUAAGUGCCAAUAAUCUUUUUUUUUUUCCUGUAAAUAUGUAAAUAGCUUAUAGAAAUACUGGUGCUUCAGCUCUAUGCAACAUUCAACAGCAUUUAUCGAUCAUUGUGUGUUGUUACCUUCCUUGUAGGCUGAAGUUAUCUUUCCCUGUUUGGGGAAACGAUUACAAAAGGCCUAUCCCACUUAAGCUUUCAUUUUCCAUGAGAAAGUACAAUCUCCUAGAAACAUUAAAUGCAGCAACACAAGUUGUAAAACAUGCAGUGGAACAAAUAACUUUUAUAUAACCAAAAAAAAAAAUGUAGAAAUUUAAUCUUUGAUAUUUUUAUACUUUCCUUCUUUAAAUAAAGUUGUCCUUUGUGGGAGUACCAGUAGUGAACGUCCUGUUGUCAUAGCAACAUGCAAUAUACGUGUUUUAUGUACCUCAUACCAUGUGGGGCACUUUAACAGGUGCCCCGUUUAUUAUUAAUAUGAUCAAAAUUAAAAUAUACUAUAAAUGAUGAA